Messenger RNA from Cladocopium goreaui, 592 nucleotides. NCBI's taxonomy places the organism in Eukaryota, Dinophyceae, Suessiales, Symbiodiniaceae. The record is from the annotation of a GenBank genome assembly.
AUGGACCUGUCGCCUGGAGGGCGCUACUAUGGUGAGCAGGGACCAAGUGCGGAAGUCCCUCUUGAGGAGGGCGCGGCAGAACAAGUGCAACCAUUUGUGCAAGCAGCACAAGGGGCACAACAAGUGCAACCGUUUGUGCAAGCAGCACACGGACUUCGCCACAAAGAGCUUCGCGCCUUCGUGCUGGAGGAGAAGGGUCUGGCGAUGAGCGGCGAGGACUUCGAGGUGAAGACGCCGGAGGGGCAGCUGGUGCUGAAGAUCAACGGCGGCAACCGGGUGCCCAUCCCCGGCGUGGUGUGGGACAAGUUGUCCUUGGUCACCGCCGGCGGCCAAGAGAUCGCGACGUUGGAUCGACAAGCUUUCGCCAUGACGGCCUCUUACGACCUCAAAAGGGCGGAUGGGCAAAAGUUUGGGCGCAUCUCCAAAGCAAUGUUUGCGUUCACCAGUACCUUUGAACUCUACCAGGAGGAUGAUCCUGAGGGCGGUCCUUUGCUGAAAGCCGAAGGCUCCUUCAGCGAUAAGAACUAUGUCAUGAAAUCGCGUUCCGGUCGAGUCGUGGCCACCGUCACGCGUUUGAAGGGCUUCACAGGGG